Molecule: messenger RNA, 849 nt
Organism: Colletotrichum costaricense
Lineage: Eukaryota; Fungi; Ascomycota; Sordariomycetes; Glomerellales; Glomerellaceae
Exons: 1
Coding region: 1-849 (282 amino acids)
Source: RefSeq, a predicted model, not a curated record
AUGGAUCAACUUAAGGAACCGGACAAAAAUCACAUUUGCUCAGUCCUCCCGACCAAGAAGUUUCCCAACAGCCUUCUGACGCAGACUCAUCGUGAGCUAGCCCGACUGUACGAGGCUCAUGGUGAGACCGUGGUCGCCUACUGGAAGGGACUUGACCGACCGGGACGAGAGGUCGUGUUGAGGAACAGCUCCAUGUGCCCCGUUCUGAGAUCCGUCCAAUCCCCUGGCGCCGGAUUUUCUCAUUUUCUCGGACCUGAGUGGAAUCAUGAAGACAUCACCAAUUCAGACAACAAUGUCUUCCUCGACGUUCUUGAACAUCGCGCCACACAAUCUCUCACCCGCCAAUUCACCAUUGGCCCAAAUGGCACACAAGGCGACUGCGUCUUCACCUGCGCAAGAUUCGCUGAACAUCUCAUCCCGUGUCUUGAACACUUUGACGGCGACGUCAUGGUAUUUGAGGACUGUGAAGAGUACCCUCGCACUGCCGACAUCGUUGCCUACUGGGAAGCCAUAGCCGGCGUCAGAACGGAUCGCCAUCUGUGGGUACCCGGUCCUGUUGGUGAGCUGAUUGUCGCGAGACAGAUGUUCUGGGUAGAGAUUCUUCAUCGAGCGCUCGUCACCAUCCUCACAGUCCUGGCCACCGAUCGCAAACACCCAAACUGCACAUGUCACGAACACGACAUAGGAGAGGUUCAUGGGAACGAGGUUCUUCCUCAGCUCACACUCACUAGUGACUCCGGCCUCCGGCCCUUCAUCAACUUCAUCAAAGCUGAGGAGGAUGAGACAAUUCUCUGGUCGCAGAAACUUCUGACAAAGCCUGAUAUUCUCCUGAUGGAGGCUACGAACUAG